Hyalella azteca is the source of this 727-nucleotide messenger RNA. Its product is annotated as tetraspanin-33. Gene Ontology annotation, cellular component: membrane. The record is from RefSeq and is a predicted model, not a curated record. Lineage: Eukaryota; Metazoa; Arthropoda; Malacostraca; Amphipoda; Hyalellidae.
AGUUACAAUCCCUAAAUCUUGGCAAUCCAGGAUGAAAAGUUCCAAAGGUUAUCAUGGACAACCCAUGGCUCCUGUUCAGUAUUCAAUCAUUGGCAUGUGCACAAAAGUCUGCCUCAGUAUUAUCAAUGUUUUGCUUGGGAUAUUGGGUUUUGCUGUGGUCUUAUUUGGAGGCUAUGGUCUUUACCUCAGCACAGUAGUUGAAGACAACAUACGUAUUGACCUGGAGUUCCUGUAUUUACUUGGUACCAACGUGUCGGGGGCUAUGGUUCCGCUUGGUACUGCUCUGGUGGUAGUUGCAGUGUCUGGAUGCCUUGGAGCUUGUCAAGAGAAUCUGCCACUCCUCAAAUUGUACAUGUGGGUGUUGGGCAUCUUCCUGAUCAUUGAAAUAUCUGUGAUUGUUGGGAGCUUCUUGCUCGUUUGGAAGGCGGAUGAAGUGAUGGAGACGUCCUUGUCUCGCUCGCUUGUUGACGAUUACAGACCGAGCUCUCAGGAUGUUCUUGAUUUUCUUCAAUCAAAGGUUGAGUGUUGUGGCCUGAGUAUGGAUGGGUACCAGGACUAUGAACGCAACCCGCUGUACAACUGCAACGACAUGAACCAGAACCUGCAGCGGUGCUCAGUCCCAGGCUCGUGCUGUCUACCACCUCACCUGCGCCUCUCUGCCCCCACCAUCUCUGCCGUUAUCAGCAACGAUUCCUUCAGCUGCGGUCAGGGCGCUCUGCUGCUGGAU